Tarenaya hassleriana is the source of this 1470-nucleotide messenger RNA. Its product is annotated as 3-isopropylmalate dehydrogenase 2, chloroplastic. The record is from RefSeq and is a predicted model, not a curated record. Bases 101 to 1315 code for a protein of 404 amino acids. NCBI's taxonomy places the organism in Eukaryota, Viridiplantae, Streptophyta, Magnoliopsida, Brassicales, Cleomaceae. Gene Ontology annotation, molecular function: 3-isopropylmalate dehydrogenase activity; NAD binding; magnesium ion binding. Gene Ontology annotation, biological process: L-leucine biosynthetic process. The transcript has 11 exons.
AAAGAGGAUACUGCCGACUGAACUGUGAGCCUGUGACCCUAGUGUUGACUUCUCUCUCCCUCUCUCUCUCUCUCUCUUUCCUCUUCUCUGUCGCACAAAAAUGGCGGCGGCUCUGCAGGCAAAUAUCAGGCCGAUCAAUGUCCCAUGCGUGUUCAGAUCCGUGGCGAAGAGGUCUUGUAAAACGGGUCGAGUACUUUGCGCCGCCGCUUCACCGGCAAAACGGUACAACAUCACUCUCCUUCCCGGCGACGGCAUCGGUCCCGAGGUCAUCUCCGUCGCCAAGAAUGUGCUUCACCAAGCUGGCUCGCUUGAAGGAAUCGAAUUUAGCUUUCGAGAGAUGCCCAUGGGAGGGGCUGCGUUGGAUUUGGUAGGAGUGCCCUUGCCGGAGGAAACCCUUUCGGCUGCUAAGCAAUCUGAUGCAGUGCUUCUUGGAGCUAUCGGAGGGUACAAGUGGGAUAAGAAUGAAAAGAAUCUGAAGCCUGAGACCGGGCUACUGCAACUUCGUGCGGGUCUUAAAGUUUUUGCAAAUCUAAGACCUGCUACUGUUUUGCCUCAGUUAGUGGAUGCUUCAACCUUGAAGAAGGAGGUGGCAGAAGGUGUUGAUCUAAUGGUUGUAAGGGAGCUUACUGGAGGUAUUUACUUUGGAAAGCCUAGAGGCAUAAACACCAACGAAAAUGGUGAGGAAGUCGGUUUUAACACCGAGGUCUAUGCUGCUCAUGAGAUCGAUCGGAUUGCUCGUGUUGCAUUUGAGACUGCCCGGAAGCGCCAUGGCAAGCUGUGCUCUGUUGACAAAGCCAAUGUUUUGGAGGCCUCAAUGUUGUGGAGGAAACGAGUAACGACAAUAGCCUCUGAAUAUCCUGAUGUUGAGCUAUCACAUAUGUAUGUUGAUAAUGCCUCAAUGCAGCUUAUCCGUGACCCGAAACAGUUUGACACAAUUGUUACAAACAACAUCUUUGGUGAUAUAUUAUCCGAUGAAGCUUCAAUGAUCACAGGAAGUAUCGGGAUGCUUCCAUCUGCUAGUCUUGGUGAAUCGGGACCUGGACUCUUUGAACCCAUACACGGAUCUGCUCCCGAUAUUGCUGGGCAGGACAAAGCAAACCCAUUAGCAACUAUUCUCAGUGCUGCGAUGCUUCUGAAAUACGGACUCGGGGAAGAAAAAGCUGCCAAGAGAAUCGAGAAUGCGGUGUUGGAUGCUCUAAACAAAGGGCUCAGAACCGGCGACAUAUACUCUGCUGGAACUAAACUGGUGGGAUGCAAGGAGAUGGGUGAGGAGGUGCUGAAAUCAGUUGACUCCCAAGUUCCAACUUCUGUUUAAGUAUGUGUGAUAUCACAUGCAAGGUUGUGUAGCAUUUUACAUAAAAAAAAAAAAACCAGAAUGGUUAUCUCCCGUGAACAAUAAAGAGAUCUCUUUAUUGUCAGACAAGAGGACACUGUAAUGGUUUUGUAUUAGUGUUACACUGGGUUUGAGCA